AUGCGAAAGUUGGAAUGGGACGACAGGGGAGUGAAGGUUGAUGGUCGGCAGCUACACCAUUUGCGCUUUGCUGAUGACAUCGUUCUGGUAACACCUAGCAUCAGCCAGGCGGAACGAAUGCUGACCGAAUUCGACGAAACAUGCGAAUGCAUCGGUCUUCAGCUGAAUCUACAAAAGACGAUGUUCAUGCGGAACGGAUGGGUCUCGGAUGCCCCAUUCACGCUCAACGGAACGAACAUAUCCGAAUGCACCAGCUACGUUUAUCUGGGUAGGGAACUGAACAUGAUGAACGACCUGACCCCCGAGCUGGGCAGGAGCAGACGAGCGGCUUGGGGAGCGUACAAGAGCAUCGAGGAUGUAGUGAAGAAGACCAGGAACACCCGGCUCCGUGCUCACCUCUUGAACACCACCGUACUUCGCGUUUUGACCUAUGCUUCAGAAACUUGGACACCUCGCAAGUAG
This is a messenger RNA of Necator americanus (New World hookworm), 462 nucleotides long. RefSeq lists its product as uncharacterized. NCBI's taxonomy places the organism in Eukaryota, Metazoa, Nematoda, Chromadorea, Rhabditida, Ancylostomatidae. The record is from RefSeq and is a predicted model, not a curated record. The coding region runs from base 1 to 462 and encodes 153 amino acids. The transcript has a single exon.